AUGGCACUGCGUUUGCCUCCAAAAUACGUUUUCGCCUCGGUCCUUGUCGCCCUCGGUGGUUUCUCCAACGGCUAUGACACGGGCUCGAUUGGCGCGCUGCUUUCCAUGGCACAGUUCAGCCAAUCGAUAGGUCCACUGUCCCCGUUCCUGUUAGGAUUCACGGUCGCGCUCAUGAUGCUGGCGGGUGUCCUUCCAUCUCUCAUAGCCGGUCAUAUGGCGGACCGAUCGGGUCGACUGCGAAUAAUCUUGCUUGGUGCGGCGUUGUUUGCGGUCGGGUCACUUCUUCAGGGCAUGGCACCACGGCUGGCGCUCUUCAUGGCAGGCCGAGCACUAGCUGGGGCCGGUCAAGGCAUCUUUCUCGGACCCAUGAGCGUCUACAUAUGUGAGAUUGCCCCCUUUCGAUUCCGCGGCGCUCUCGCGGGACUACCGCAGUUUUUUGCCGUAACGGGCACCUGUGCUGGCUACUUCACCUGCUACGCUACCGUUGCUAUUCCUUCUAGUAUAGCCUGGCGAUUACCACUGCUUGCUCAAUGCUUUUUUGCCUCUUGCCUGAUUAUCAGCUGCCUUACUCUACCCGAGUCCCCCCGCUGGCUGAUCCUCCACGGGAGACGAACUGAGGCUCGACGCUCCUUGCAGCGUCUACAGUUUCCUUUGGACGAAGUCGAAAGCAGCUUCACUGCUACCGAGCACUUCUCCAAUCUGUCGCCCUGGCAGAGUUUCGUGCUGCUGUUCUCUCGAGCGUAUCGACCACGCACUGUGUUGGGACUAUUUGUCUUAGGAAUGGUACAGCUUUCGGGAAUAGACGGGGUUCUGUAUUACGCGCCCACCCUGUUCGCCCAGGCCGGCCUAUCUUCCUCGACCGCGUCAUUUCUAGCCUCAGGGGUAUCUGCGAUCCUCAUGCUGGCCGUCUCUAUUCCUGCCUUCCUGCUGGCAGAUCGCUGGGGUCGUCGUACAUCGGCCAUAACGGGAGGGCUUGUUCUCGCGACGUGCAUGCUUCUCAUCGGAGGCCUGUAUGCUGCUGGGGUGGUACAUCAGACCGGUGCGGCGCGGUGGGUGGUCAUCACAGCAGUUUAUGUGUUCGGACUAGCAUAUUCAGUCAGCUGGGCAAUCAUGAGCAAGAUCUACGCCAGCGAGAUCCAACCAGCACAUGUGCGCGCGUCGGCCAAUUGCGUGGCACAAGCGUUGGCUUUUUUCACGAAUUGGUUGGUCGCUAUUAUCACUCCAAUUAUUCUGGAUAAAUCGCCCUUCGGCGUGUAUUUGCUAUUCGGUGGCUUGGCGCUAGGCACCGUCGCCUUCCUGGCGGCUUAUAUGCCCGAAACCCGCGGCCGCUCUCUGGAGGAAAUUCAGGUCGCGUUCCAACAGCCAAGCCUGCAACUGAGGGACCUGAAGCGAUAUGUGCGGGAGCUUGUCACCUUGCGGGCUCGCAGCAACAACUAG
Molecule: messenger RNA, 1437 nt
Organism: Aspergillus brunneoviolaceus CBS 621.78
Lineage: Eukaryota; Fungi; Ascomycota; Eurotiomycetes; Eurotiales; Aspergillaceae
Product: general substrate transporter
Exons: 3
Coding region: 1-1437 (478 amino acids)
Biological process (GO): carbohydrate transport; transmembrane transport
Cellular component (GO): membrane
Molecular function (GO): carbohydrate:proton symporter activity
Source: RefSeq, a predicted model, not a curated record